AUGGGGACGUAUAUUCCCGAACCACAGUUAGCGGAUCCCUCUGAUACUCGUCUAAUCAUCUUUAUUUGCGAUGAGAUGCUACCGCCCCUUGGUUUAGGCAUUACCCUCUGCCAAGCUGCCUCUGGGAGAUACCUAGGCGAUCUAGCUUUACAGAGAAACUCGGCGCCAGUGGACAAGAUCAACUUCAUCAGAUGCUGCAAUAAGGCGCUUAGGGACGGCAUAACAGCCUGCAUCAUCAGGGUAGGGUUGAGGGCUCCUAGUAACCGGCCCAUUGAUAGUUAA
This is a messenger RNA of Pseudomassariella vexata, 282 nucleotides long. RefSeq lists its product as uncharacterized. The transcript is spliced from 2 exons. NCBI's taxonomy places the organism in Eukaryota, Fungi, Ascomycota, Sordariomycetes, Amphisphaeriales, Pseudomassariaceae. Bases 1 to 282 code for a protein of 93 amino acids. The record is from RefSeq and is a predicted model, not a curated record.